CUUGAGGUGACAGCGCCCGCAACUGCGACUCCAGCAGGAGGAAGGGAAGAUGGACAAGGGGAAGGCCGGGCGACGUCGAUCUUCAUCCGAAAUUGUCACAGAAGGAAAAAGGAAAAAGUCUUCAUCUUCUGAGUUACAUAAGAUAACAAAGAUGUUAAAUGCAAAAUCAGAGGAUGUUCGUGUUCAGUCACCACUGUCCAAACUCAGAAGCUCAGAACACUGGGAUUUCCCUUUGCAGGGGUGGCAAAGAAGCCUAAGAAAUAAGGUCCUCUCUCUAGACCAUAAAAGUAGAAAAAGUGUUCGUGGGCAUCCUGUCACCUCUAAGUCAUCACCAGAAAGGCAACUCAGAGUUGUGUUGACGAAUGUCCUAUGGACGGAUUUAGGACGAAAAUUCAGAAAGACCCUACCUAGAAACGAUGAUAAUUUAUGUGAUGCCAACAAGGUGCAAUCAGACUCAUUGCCUUCGACAUCUGUUGACAGCCUAGAGACAUGUCAAAAAUUAGAACCUCUUCACCAAAGCCUUAAUUUAUCUAAAAGGAUACCCAGAGUUAUAUUGACGAAUGUCCUGGGAACGGAGUUAGGAAGAAAAUACAUAAAGACCUCAUCUGUAACUAAGGCCAGUUUGGGUGAUACAGACAACUUGCAAUCAGAGCAGCUUUCUUCAUCAUCUGAUGGCAGCCUAGAAUCUUGUCAAAAUCUAAAUCCUCACAAGAGCUCCUUUUUAUCUGAAAGGUAUGUUUAG
Messenger RNA from Hyaena hyaena (striped hyena), 742 nucleotides. RefSeq names its product SUMO specific peptidase 7 (gene SENP7). NCBI's taxonomy places the organism in Eukaryota, Metazoa, Chordata, Mammalia, Carnivora, Hyaenidae. Bases 50 to 742 code for a protein of 230 amino acids. The transcript is spliced from 6 exons. The record is from RefSeq and is a predicted model, not a curated record. Gene Ontology annotation, biological process: protein desumoylation. Gene Ontology annotation, molecular function: SUMO-specific endopeptidase activity. Gene Ontology annotation, cellular component: cytoplasm; nucleus.